AUGGAGAUAGCCUUACAGGAGAAAAGUAAAGGAAUACUUUACGAAGGUUAUACGAAGUCAUUUCGUCAGUGUAUUUUCGAAGAAGGAGACGUUGUCGGGAAGAAUGAACGAUACGAAUUUCGGUGUGACGAUGAGUUAGAUUGUUGUGGGCGCACUUGCUGUAUACCUGAAGCAACUACUAUUCCACUAUGGUUGAUGAUAAUCUUUAUUAUCCUGGCCGCAGUACUGCUACUUGCAGUUCUUGGUACUCUUGUUUGGCUUUUGGCUAAGCGAAGGAAGCCAAGACCAAAGAAAGCAGAAUUUGUGAACGACUCAUCGUCGCAACGCAUGCCAAAAAGCUAUUUGACGUCACACUCACAACGGCAUGGCACCCAAGGAAGUGGACGUGAUCCUGACGGUAGAGGGCUGCUCGCACAUGAGCAGGAAACCUACAGUACUCCUGAUCAUCUCUAUGGCUACAGCCGCUCGUAUAACCACAGAGGUAGCCAUCGCGGGUAUCCAUCACGUCGGGACAGCUAUGAACCCACUAUGUAUAAUAACGAUAAUGGCUACGACCCUGUUGGUGGUGUUGGUGGAGGUCUCAAUACUGACCGCGGCGUUAAUGAGGGCGGCAUCACGCGAGAGAUCGCGAUUUGUGACGCUCGCCGUGACUUCACACGAACACAUGGCGACCGCUCGAAUGAAUUAGGUGACUCACGUAUCACCGUGUCAAAACCUGAUUUAACAUAUGAGAAAAGGACAAAAAGCACAAAUAUGGUUUUAGAGAAAUUCAUUCCGUCCCCAAUGCAAGAGGAAUCACUUCCGCAACCUAGUGCGGAACUUAUUCUACAGAGGAACGAGGAUGAGAUCAGUCGUGCUCUCACAUUCGACAUGAGCGAAGCUCCACGUCUCAAGCCUCAACGAGCUCAGCAUGCCUUCUACAGGUCCCAAACCGGACAGAUUGCCAGUUACAAUUAG
Molecule: messenger RNA, 957 nt
Organism: Haemonchus placei
Lineage: Eukaryota; Metazoa; Nematoda; Chromadorea; Rhabditida; Trichostrongylidae
Source: the annotation of a GenBank genome assembly